Messenger RNA from Nomascus leucogenys (northern white-cheeked gibbon), 3465 nucleotides. RefSeq names its product phospholipid-transporting ATPase FetA-like. NCBI's taxonomy places the organism in Eukaryota, Metazoa, Chordata, Mammalia, Primates, Hylobatidae. Gene Ontology annotation, biological process: phospholipid translocation; Golgi organization. Gene Ontology annotation, molecular function: ATP binding; magnesium ion binding; ATPase-coupled intramembrane lipid carrier activity. The record is from RefSeq and is a predicted model, not a curated record. Gene Ontology annotation, cellular component: plasma membrane.
AUGGAGAAACAUGAGAGAUAUCUGCAAGCCAACAACAAAGAAUUCAACAGUAUUUUUGGAUAUCCGAACAAUACCAUCAAGACCUCAAAAUAUAGUGUCUUUAAUUUCCUGCCCCUGAACCUAUUUGAACAGUUCCGGAGACUUGCAAAUGCAUAUUUCCUCAUUUUGCUAUUUUUACAGUUGAUUCCCCAGAUCUCCUCCUUGCCAUGGUAUACAACUAUGACACCCCUGAUGGUGGUGCUGUCCGUAACAGCCGUGAAAGAUGCCAUCGAUGACCUGAAAAGGCAUCAAAGUGACGAUCAAGUCAACAACUGGCCUGUUCUGCUACUGGCGAAUGGCAACUAGAUGAAGGAGGACAAAUGGAUGAGUGUUCAAGUGGGAGAUAUAAUAAAACUAGAAAAUAAUCAGCCUGUCACGGCAGAUAUACUAUUACUCUCUAGCAGUGAGCCAUAUAGUCUGACAUACGCAGAGACAGCAGACCUGGAUGGUGAAACCAACCUGAAAGUGAAGCAGGCCAUCUCAGUUACCAGUGACAUGGAAGAUUGCCUGGAGCUUCUGUCUGCCUUUAAUGGAGAAGUGAGAUGUGAGGCUCCCAAUAACAAAUUGGACAAAUUCUCAGGAAUACUGACCUAUAAGGGGAAAAACUACUUCCUGGACCAUAAUAAGCUGCUACUCCGAGGCUGCAUCAUCAGGAAUACAGAUUGGUGCUAUGGCUUGGUGAUCUACACUGGGCCAGAUACCAAAUUAAUGCAGAAUAGUGGAAAGUCCACUUUUAAACGAACACAGAUAGACCAUUUCAUGAAUGUCCUUGUACUCUGGAAUUUCCUGGUUUUAGACAUCAUGUGUUUUGUCCUAGCAGUUGGGCAUGGCAUUUGGCAGAACAAGAAAUGCUACCACUUCCAGAUUUUUCUGCCAUGGGAAAAAUAUGUCUCUUCAUCAGCUGUCUCUGCCAUCCUCAUAUUCUGAUCCUACUUCAUUAUUCUCAAUACCAUGGUGCCCAUUUCCCUCUAUGUCAGUGUUGAAAUAAUAAGAUUGGGCAACAGUUUAUAUAUCAACUGGGAUUGGAAGAUGUUUUAUGCACCAAGGAACACACCAGCACAGGCUCGUACUACCACCCUCAAUGAGGAGCUCGGCCAAGUCAAAUAUGUGUUCUCUGACAAAACAGGGACUCUGACUCAGAACAUUAUGAUUUUCAACAAAUGUUCUAUUAAUGGGAAGCUCUAUGGUGAUACUUGUAACGAGGAUGGACAGAGGGUGACGGUCUCUGAGAAAGAAAAGGUCGACUUCUCCUACAACAAACUGGCUGAUCCUGGGUUUUCAUUUUAUGACAAGACUUUGGUGGAAGCAGUGAAAAAGGGAGAUCACUGGGUGCACUUGUUUUUCCGCUCACUCUCAUUGUGUCAUACCGUGAUGUCAGAAGAAGAAGUAGAAGGCAUGCUGAUGUACCAGGCUCAGUCACCAGAUGAAGGUGCCCUGGUCACUGCUGCCAGGAACUUUGGUUUUGUGUUCCGUUCCCGCACGUCUGAGACAGUCAUAGUGGUCGAAAUGGGGAAAACCAGAGUCUACCAACUGCUGACUAUUUUGGACUUCAACAAUGUGCACAAGAGGAUGUCUGUUAUUGUGCGGACACCUGAAGAUCGGAUAAUGUUGUUUUGCAAGGGUGCAGACACUAUCAUCUGUGAACUGCUUCAUCCAUCCUGUAGUUCCCUCUGUGAUGUGACCAUGGAACAUUUAGAUGAUUAUGCCAGUGAAGGCCUCCGCACCCUAAUGGUGGCCUACCGAAAGUUGGAUGAAGCAUUCUUCCAGGUGAGCAGGAGGCACAAUGAAGCCCGCUUGUCUUUGGAGAAUCGGGAAAGCAAAUUAUCAAGUGUCUAUGAAGAAGUCGAAAAAGACUUGAUGCUGUUAGGGGUCACAGCCAUAGAAGACAAGCUACAAGAUGGAGUACCUGAGACAAUCAUCAUCCUGAACAAAGCCAAAAUUAAACUAUGGGUUUUAACUGGAGAUAAGCAAGAGACUGCUGUGAACAUUGCCUAUUCCUGUAAUCUAUUUGAGGAUGAAAUGGAUGAGGUUUUCAUCGUGGAAGGCAGGGAUGAUGAGACUAUUCGGAAAGAACUCAGGACAGCAAGGAACAAGAUGAAACCCAAAUCUCUCCUGGAUUCAGACCCCAUAAACAUUUACCUCACCACAAAGCCCAAACUAUCUUUUGAAAUACCUGAGGAGGUGGCCAAUGGCAACUUUGGCUUGAUCAUCAAUGGCUACAGUCUGGCCUAUGCUCUGGAAGGGAACCUGGAGUUGGAACUGCUGCGAACAGCAUGCAUGUGCAAGGGGGUGAUCUGCUGCCGGAUGACACCCCUUCAGAAGGCCCAGGUGGUAGAGCUGAUGAAGAGGUACAAGAAGGUGGUGACACUGGCCAUCGGGGAUGGGGCCAAUGACGUCAGCAUGAUCAAAGCUGCCCACAUUGGGGUUGGCAUCAGUGGCCAUGAGGGACUGCAGGCCAUGCUCAACAGCAACUUCGCCUUCUCCCAGUUCCACUAUCUUCAGCGUCUACUCUUGGUCCAUGGCCGCUGGUCUUAUAAUCACAUGUGCAAGUUUCUCAGCUACUUCUUUUAUAAGAACUUCACCUUCACCCUGGUGCACUUCUGGUAUGCCUUCUUUAAUGGGUUCUCUGCACAGACAGUUUAUGAGACCUGGUUUAUCAUGUGCUACAAUCUGGUCUACACUUCCCUCCCUGUCCUGGGCAUGAGUCUGUUUGAUCAGGAUGUGAAUGAGACAUGGAGCCUCCAUUUCCCAGAGCUGUAUGAGCCAGGCCAGCACAACCUCUAUUUCAACAAGAAGGAAUUUGUGAAGUGUUUAAUGCAUGGGAUCUACAGUUCCUUCGUGUUGUUCUUUGUCCCCAUGGGGACUCUUUACAAUGCAGAACGAAAUGAUGGGAAGGACAUCUCCGACUACCAGUCCUUCUCCCUGGUGGUGCAGACCUCCUUGAUCUGGGUGGUCACAAUGCAGAUCGCCCUGAGGACAACCUACUGGACAAUGAUAAGCCAUGUCGUCAUCUGGGGUAGCCUGGGUUUCUACUUUUGCAUGUCAUUCCUCCUGUACAGCGAUGGCUUGUGCCUAGCAUUCCCUGACGUCUUCCAAUUCCUAGGUGUGGUCAGGAAUUCUCUGAACCAGCCGCAAAUGCUGCUGAGCAUUAUCCUCAGUGUGGUCCUCUGUAUGUCGCCUGUGAUUGGGUACCAAUUUCUUAAACCACUAUUCUGGCCUAUCAGCGUGGACAAGGUUUUUGACAGAAUUCAAGAGUGCAGGAGACUUCCACGGCAGUUCCCAGUCCGGACCAAACUGAAACACUCAAGUGCUCGACGUUCUGCCUAUGCAUUCUCCCAUAAACAUGGCUUUGGGGCCCUCAUCGCUUCUGGCAAGACAAUGAAGUCCAGGAUGUCCAAGAGAAACACCCUUUUUUCAAAAAGAUAG